Messenger RNA from Anolis sagrei ordinatus, 3085 nucleotides. RefSeq names its product forkhead box M1 (gene FOXM1). Gene Ontology annotation, molecular function: RNA polymerase II transcription regulatory region sequence-specific DNA binding; DNA-binding transcription factor activity. Lineage: Eukaryota; Metazoa; Chordata; Lepidosauria; Squamata; Anolidae. Gene Ontology annotation, cellular component: nucleus. The record is from RefSeq and is a predicted model, not a curated record. Gene Ontology annotation, biological process: regulation of cell population proliferation; G2/M transition of mitotic cell cycle; regulation of transcription by RNA polymerase II.
UUCAAACAACACAAGAGGCGGAAGACGGCGGUACCGACCGCCUGAGGGGCUGGAGGCUGGCUCGCCACGUUCUCCCUUCAAGGCGGGGGAGGACGAGGCUUGCAGCCAGUCCCCGCCGCUCCAGCCCCAAGAACAGCAGGGCAAUCAGCUUGUACUUUCUUCAAAUACUGCUUCCUGUAUCUUCCAAGAGGAAAAUAAACAUGGCACAGAUGUGGAUGACGAUAGCACAUCCCUCACCAUCCAUUUCUCUCCAUCACAAGACCUGUUCUUUUGUCAUUGAUGGAGAUUGACUGCGCUCGUUGAGGAUGAAGAGCAGCCCACACAGGCCUUUGAUUCUCAAAAGACGGAAAUUGUCUCUCUCACCCCCUGAUUCAUCUAGCACACAAGUAAAAGGUGAACCAAGUAAAGAAUCCCCCCAGAAGGAACAAGCCAGAAGCAAUGAGAGUGAUACAAACAGACUCGAACCUGUGCCUCAGAGUGUCCUUACAGGAAUUAAGAUCAUUGAUCAUCCUACCUUGUCAAAUACACAGGUAGUGUCUGUUCCUGCCAGUGCAAAUAUCCAAAGUAUCCUUGAGGCUCUGAUGACCAGGGGAAAAGAAUCUGGUGAUAAUGGGCCUAACAAGUUUAUUCUCAUUGGUGGUGAGAGUCGCAAUGCCCAGACAGACUCAGGAACAUUUCAACCUGAAGAUCCGCCUAUCAUUGCUGCAAGAGGGGCACAGAAAGAACACAAGUGCAGUGGGCAAAGCUCUGGAACAACGGAAGAGUCACUAUCUCUGGAUGAACAAGAACAGGAUGGAAAUGGCAGCAGGGAGACAACAAGCUGCAGCCUAAACAACAGCCUAACUAACAUCCAGUGGCUGGGCAAGAUGAGCUCCAGUGAACUGAGUCCUUGCAGCAUGAAAAAAGGGAUGGAGAAGGAGAACCAGACCCCAGCACACAAAACAGUCAAGGUUGAGAAAAGUUCUGCGACUCCUUCCUCCACCUCCUCAGGGCAGGAGUCCUUCACUGAACGGCCCCCCUACUCCUAUAUGGCCAUGAUCCAGUUUGCCAUCAACAGCACUGAGAAGAAACGCAUGAUGCUGAAGGACAUCUAUACCUGGAUUGAGGACCAUUUUCCUUAUUUCAAGCAUGUAGCCAAACCAGGCUGGAAGAACUCCAUCCGACACAACCUUUCCCUUCAUGACAUGUUUGUUCGGGAGACAUCUGCCAAUGGCAAAAUCUCUUUCUGGACUAUUCACCCUGAAGCUAACCGCUAUUUAACACUAGACCAGGUAUUCAAGCCGUUGGAUGCAGGGUCACCAGCAUCACCCGAGCUCUUGGAAUCACAGCAAAAACGGCACACUGUGGAUCUGCAGAAGAAUCUAGGAAGCUCUAGUAGCUGCAAAAUUGAACCACAGACUGCACGCCGGAAAAUGAAGCCCUUGUUGCCACGUGUCAAUUCCUACUUGGUUCCAAUCCAGUUUCCAGUGAGCCAGUCCCUCAUAUUUUCACCUUCUUCAAAGGUGCCCACGGCUCAUAGUGCCUCCGAGACAGUGAAGAAUAAUAAGCAGGUGCGCAUUGUUCCAAAGGUGUCACCAUCCAUGGAAGAGCUGACCCCAUUCUCAUCUGCAAACUUAAUAAAAGAGGAGAUUUUCCCAUGUGAGGUCUUGCCUCCAUUUGCCUCCGAUCAUCCCACGAAAGAGGGUUCCCUUAAGCCCAUGGCUAUUAAAGAAGAGAAUGAUACAUUUUGUUCCCAGGAAUGGGUCUUCCUACCAGCCCUAUCCAUAAAAGACGAAUCAACACAACCUGCUGAAAAGCCAAAUGUAUGCCUUCCAGUAUCACCUGAAGAAGAGGAGAGACAGUUCACAGCUCUGAAGUUGCCACCCCAGAACAUGUUGGACACGAUGCCAGUAAAAAGGCGGGAGAGGCAUAAAACGAGCAAAUCCAGGAGAAAGCAGCAUUUAUCCCCGCCUUGCUCAGAGGAGCCAGGGAUUCUUUUGCCAUCCAGUGACGGUUCAGAUUCAUUCACACAUGACCUUCCACUUGGGCAGGGAAACGUGUCUCGGCUUGGUUGCUUUCAAGGGGACGAUGGACCUUGUAAAACUCCAAUAAAAGAGAUGCUCAACAAACUACCAGCUUCCUCCACUCCUAGUAAAACUUCUGUAGGCACUCCACCAUUCCUAGCACUUACUGACCCCUGGAGACCAGCACCCUUUGCCAAAGAAACUGGUGAUCUGGAUUCAUGUCCUGUGAGAACCCUUCCAGCACCUUUGCUGUCCCUCCAGGAGAACGCAGACCUUUUGGGGUUGAGCAGCACACCCUCAAGACAAUUCCUCUGUGAUUCUCCACAACUGCCCCUUCUCAAUGCAGAAGCCAGCGCUAUGGUCUCUGGGCCCUUGACAAGCUCUCCUGCACCCAGCAAAACGUCAUCCCCAGAGCUUCAAACCUCUGUUGUUUCAGAAAACCAUUCACUCUUGGAAGGCCUAGUCCUGGACACUAUGAACGACAGUCUGAGCAAAAUCCUACUUGAUGUCAGUUUUCCUGGCCUGGAGGAUGACAGCCUUGGUACUGAACUCAACUGGUCACAUCUAAUUUCUGAGCUGAAGUGACCAAUGCUGGCUCAAAACUUAAAAACUAUGCACAGUCAGUCUUUUGUUAACGGAACCCUAUAUUGUGUAUAUAUUUUUAUAAAGCUACUGAUAAAUUGGGCCAGAUGUUGCCUGACAUUCCAGUGAAUAUUGCUAGUGCGUAUACUGAAGCCAACACACUGAUAUGAACAAUCAAGGAAACAAAAAUCAGUUCUUUAUGAAACACUGUAAGGAAAGGUCUGGUUUCUGUAUAAGGGCCUGGCACUAUCUGAAUAGCAUCUUGUAGAUUUCCGUCAUUAUGUGUAUAUGCUAAAUGAAAUUUUAUAAUGAUAAAAAGUAUGUACACAUGCAAGGGACUAAGCUUUUGUAUUUUCAAGAAUAGCAUAGGAUAUUUUAACAGGUUCAUCCUGAAACUAAAAGAGGAAGAAGAGUUCCUUCUAUUACACAAAUAAUCAGUACAGGAACUCUGACACCUUUGGUAGCUUCUAACAAUUUAAAAUAAAUCAUUAUAUUCUGUA